Geodia barretti is the source of this 894-nucleotide messenger RNA. The record is from the annotation of a GenBank genome assembly. Lineage: Eukaryota; Metazoa; Porifera; Demospongiae; Tetractinellida; Geodiidae.
GGCUCUGCAAAACGCGCAGGUCGUCGGAUCGUGUGGCGUUUGAUUCCUCUCAGUUUUCUCCAAGUGUGUGUGGAGCUUUUGUUUCCCCUACCGCCGAGUCAGCUCCGCCGGAAACAAACAAUGUUGUCGUACGCAAGACUGCUACUCAGCGGCCAAGCUGCACGGAGGUCGGGAUACUGGAAACAGCUGAGGUGCUCCUUGCUGCUGUUCCUCGUCCUGACGUCGUGUAGAGGCGAGAUGACUGCAGUCCAAGACCAGGGCACGAUUCAACAAGAUUGCAUGCUGAACUGGUUAUUAUCCCUGAACAUCAGUCGACACUAUGCAGACACCUACUACGGAGGCUUCUCGGCGCAGUUCCUGGACCAGCGGAGUCUGAAGUUAGUUUCAGAUAGCAAUCUGAGGGAUCUCGGAGUCCAGGCAUUGGGCCAUAGAGUUCUGAUCCUCGACUCUGCCAGCUCAGGUGAGACAGAGAUGGAGAGAGGAGAGAGGGUGGGAAAAAGAAGGAGAAGAUUGGUACAGUACUAAUCCGGACACUCGUGGGACAGAAAGAGCACAUUCUCUUUGCUUAGUAAGGUGGUCUUGUUGGGGAAAGAAAAGGUGUCCUUAUUAAAGAGGUCUCCUCAUUUCCUUAGAACCAUAUAAAAAGGAAACAAAAUUUGGGUAUUGUGUUUAACAGUGUAGCUACCCCACCUGUUCUACCCUUCACUUUUAGCAGGGUUUGGAUUACUCUGUAAUCAAAUAAGAGUGAUCUGCCCAUAAUAAUAAUAUGUUAACCAAGCAUUGCCUAUUUGUAUGUAUCAGGUCAUCUGACCAUCUCUGUCCUUCUUCGUAAACUCGGCGGGUUCUUGUGCAAAAGUAGUCUGUUGACUAGCUAAAACCUGCCCCUGGGCACAU